AAUGUUAAUCCUGUAGGAAAGGAAUACGUACAAAUAUAUUUUAGAUAAUGAAACCGUAAAGUUUAUAGAGCACCUGCAGUUUACAGCGAUGGCUUGCAACUGUACAAACCCAUUUUAUGGUCUCCCCCUUCAAAACGGUACGUGCAAUGCAGCAUCGUCGGUUAUGUUUAUGACUCUUGUAAAUACUUUACUUCGAGAUGACUGUGCCAUUUCGGACGUCUGUGGAAGAAUAACGCCAACAUUGCAACCCGAUAACGAGUACGACUUUAUAGUAAUAGGGGGUGGUGGCGCCGGACCAGUACUAGCUGGAAGACUAACUGAAAACCCUCAUUGGAAAGUUCUCCUCUUAGAACAGGGCAACGAUGAACCUGUAGGAAGUCAAGUACCCAGUUUUGCUUACAAUUUCUUGGCAAAUAAUGAAACAACCAUCUACUAUCCCACAGAACCCCAAAAGAAUGCCUGUCAUGAAAACGAAAACAGUGAAUGUAGGUAUGUACGAGCGAAAAUACUUGGAGGGUGUGGGGUUGUUAAUGGAAUGACGUAUAUGCGAGGUGUACCGAAUGAUUACGACCACUGGGCUAAGUUGGGCAAUACAGGAUGGAGCUACAAAGAUGUUUUGCCAUACUUUCGCAAAUCGGAAGACAAUGGUAAUAUUGGUGUUUACACAAGUACUGAAUUCCACGGAAUUGGAGGCCCCAUAAGUGUUGAAAGGUUUCCUAGUGCACCUGACAUUAGCCAUGAUAUUCUUAAAGCAGCCAGAAGCAUUGGAUACAAGACUCCCAGUGAUCUUAACGCAGAUGUUACCGAAGGAUUUACGAUUUCGCAAACUAUGAGCAAGAAUGGUACCCGCGACAGCACAGCUCGAGCUUAUCUUCGUCCUGCACGAUUCCGACCGAAUCUUCAUAUAAUGUUGAAUUCUACAGCUACAAAAAUUCACUUUAUCAAAGAAAAUGGGUCCUCAGUGGCUAGAUCCGUGGAAUUUUAUUACAAGGGUCAACGUUACAAUGUCAAUGUUAAAAAGGAAGUUAUAGUAACAGGUGGAACUAUUGGAUCUCCCCAGUUACUUCUUUUGUCCGGGAUUGGUCCAAAAGCCGAUCUGGAAGAUGUGAACGUUGACGUGGUUCAUGAUCUUCCAGGUGUCGGCCAAAAUUUUCAAAAUCACGUUUCGUUGUUUAUACAAUUCAAUUUAAAAAAAGUUCGGGAUACUAAUCUGUUGAAUUUGGAAAGCUUAAAGGAGUAUCUGCUGCUACAGAAGGGCCCUUUGUCGUCAACAGGAAUCGCGCAACUUGGUUCUCGUAUAUCAUCUUCUGAAAAUCGGAAUAAAAAUUGGCCGGACAUCCAGAUUUACUUUAGUGGUUACAGUGCCAAUUGUACUUAUGACUGUGGUACGCCCGGUUUACCAGCCAAUCCUAAACAGCCCAAUGGUACCAGAAGGAUUACCUUUCAAGUAACGUUGGUAAGACCAAAGAGCAAAGGUUACAUUAAGUUGCGUUCAAACGAUCCUGUUGUGAAACCGAUUAUACAACCUAAUUAUUUAGAAAAAGAUUACGAUGUUAAAGCUAUAAUUUCCGGAAUACGAACAGUCAUUAAAAUGGGAACUGUCCAUGACCUAAAGCAAAAGUACGGUUCUGAACUGGUACAGGGCCGAUAUGGAAACUGCUCAACGCUUCAUAAAUUUGGUACCGAUGACUUUUGGGAAUGCGCCAUCAAAUACAGCACCUAUCCCGAAAAUCACUUGACUGGAACGUGUAAAAUGGGCCCUCAAACUGAUAAUUUGGCCGUUGUUAAUCCUCAAUUGAAGGUUUACGGAACUUCUAAUGUUAGAGUUGCUGAUGCAUCCGCUUUUCCGAAUAUUGUAGCUGCAAAUAUUUUUGCCACCGUUGUGGUUGUAGCCGAAAAAGCGGCCGAUUACAUUAAGAACGAUUGGUCGUAAAAUAUCACACAACAUUGUAAUUAAAAGAAAUUAUUUUUGUUAAAAGGCAGGAUUUUACAAAAAGAAAUAUACGGUUUUCCCCUAUCGAAA
Messenger RNA from Agrilus planipennis (emerald ash borer), 2023 nucleotides. Its product is annotated as glucose dehydrogenase [FAD, quinone]. The record is from RefSeq and is a predicted model, not a curated record. The transcript has 3 exons. NCBI's taxonomy places the organism in Eukaryota, Metazoa, Arthropoda, Insecta, Coleoptera, Buprestidae. Gene Ontology annotation, molecular function: oxidoreductase activity, acting on CH-OH group of donors; flavin adenine dinucleotide binding. The coding region runs from base 89 to 1933 and encodes 614 amino acids.